Vanrija pseudolonga is the source of this 2248-nucleotide messenger RNA. RefSeq names its product 3-phytase A (gene phyA). The coding region runs from base 74 to 2119 and encodes 681 amino acids. Gene Ontology annotation, molecular function: acid phosphatase activity. Lineage: Eukaryota; Fungi; Basidiomycota; Tremellomycetes; Trichosporonales; Trichosporonaceae. The record is from RefSeq and is a predicted model, not a curated record. The transcript is spliced from 6 exons.
CGUCAACUCUAUUCAUCCUUCCUCCCUUCUUUCCUUCCUUCUUCCCAAACCACACCCACUCACGCUCUUUACCAUGGCACACUAUAGAGACAAGCCAGAGGACAUCACCGACGCUGAGGAGUUUGAGCUGCAGGAGUCGCGCGACGACCACGACCCAGAGUACAGCGCCGGCGCGUCCGACCCGCUCCUGCCGCCGUCGUACGCUGCGGCCGGGUACCCUCCUCGCCAGGCGUCACCGAUUGCUGCGCUCAAGCGCCGCCGGCCGCGCGGAAAGGGCCGCAGGACCUUCGUCUUCCUCUGCGCCGCGCUCUCGCUGCUCCUCCUCAGCGCUGCAGGCGGCGCAUACUAUGCCCGCCAGCACGACAUCAAGAUCGGUGGGCUGAGCUGGGACGCGUUGCCGCCCAGCGUCAAGGAGUGGCUUGACCACGUCGUGCCCACCCUCAAGGUCUCCAACGACGACAAGAACUUCCCCACCAACAUUGGAUACGCUGGCCCGACCCCCACUGGCAAGGAGCCCGCGCUCCUCGUCACGGCGCCCCAUCUCCCCCAGUACACUGGCGUCUCGCCGCUCAUCCCGCCGUCUGGCAAGUCCGACUUCAACAUCCACCACCACUGGGGCAACCUCUCGCCGUACCACACGGUCAAGACCCAUGGCCUGCCCGAGUCGUCGCAGCUCAUCCCACGCCACUGCAAGCUGGAUGAGAUGCACUGGCUCCAGCGUCACGGUGCGCGCUACCCCACGUCCAACCCCCUCGGCCCCGCUGGCUUCGCCAAGCGGCUCGGCGCGGUCAAGGGCUGGAAGGCGGGGGGCAAGCUCGCCUUCUUGAACCACUGGGACUACAAGCUCGGCGCCGAGCUGCUCACGCCGUUCGGCCGCUCGCAGCUGUACAACCUUGGUGUGGCCGCUCGUGUCAAGUAUGGCUUCCUCCUCGACCGCUUCAACGGCAGACUGCCCGUGCUCCGCACCGAGACCCAGGACCGCAUGCUGCGGUCUGCCCAGAACUGGGCUGCGGGCUUCUUCGGCAUCCCUCACGAGGACCAGUUCAACCUCGAGGUCAUUAUCGAGGCCCCGGGCUUCAACUGCACUCUCUCGCCGUACCACUCGUGUCCUAACGACGAAAAGGUCUACCCCAAGACCCGCGCCAAGCUCGCCGAGUGGGACGCCGUCUUCCUCAAGGACGCCCGCGAGCGUGUCCAGAAGCUCAUCAAGGGAUACAACGUGUCACUCGCCGAUGUCAACAACAUGAUGGAGAUGUGUGCUUACGAGACCGUCGCCCUUGGCCACUCUGCCUUCUGCGACCUCUUCACCGACAAGGAAUGGAAGGGCUUCGAGUACCGCAGCGACAUCUACUGGUGGUACGCUGCGAGCUUUGGUAGCCCAGUUGCUCGUGCCGAGGGCCUAGGAUGGCUGCAGGAGCUCACUGCGCGUCUGACCCACACGCCUGUUACUGAGUUCAACUCGACCACCAACUCGAGCCUGCACGACGACCUCCACUUCCCAGUCAACGACCCUCUCUACAUCGACUUUACGCACGACACAACCUUUGCCCAGCUCCUUCCGACCCUCAACCUCACCUCGUUCUCCGAGUCGGGUCCUCCCCCGCUUGACCACAUCCCCAAGCACUGGUCCUUCAUCACGUCCAAGUUUGCCCCCUUCGCAACCAACCUUCAGGUGCAGGUGCUCACCUGUGGCGAGAAGGUGGCGGACACCGAGUCGAGCGGCCCGUCUUGGUGGCCAUUCAACGACAAGGACAAGGAGAAGCGUCACGGCGACGACGAUGACGACGAUGACGAUGACGAUGAUGAUGACGAGGAGGAGCACCUCAGGCCGACCCCUGCGUCGACUGCCAAGGCCCCAGUGGGGACGAACGCUUCGCACGACGACCACUCGACCACCAGUGGCGAGUCUCAGCGCUAUGUGCGCAUCAUCCUCAACGACGCGCCUGUGCCGCUGACCGGCAUCAAUGGUUGCAAGCGCAACGACGACGGUCUGUGCUCGCUCGACUCGUUCGUCUCGUCUAUGCACACCCUGAUCGGCGAGGUCGACUUCUACAAGGCGUGCCACACCGACUACGACUUCGAGCCCGAGGUCGGCAACGGCCGCCCUCUGGACAUUUAAGACAUCUUUUCGUCGAUACAGGCGACUUGAAGCAGGCUUCUGCCCCCUAGACAUGGAUACUACACCCCUAUCCAACCCAUCUUUUCUAUCCUGCGCUGUUUGUAACAAAUGCAUUUGGGGAUGUACUUC